Messenger RNA from Bradysia coprophila, 279 nucleotides. RefSeq names its product histone H2A-like. The record is from RefSeq and is a predicted model, not a curated record. Lineage: Eukaryota; Metazoa; Arthropoda; Insecta; Diptera; Sciaridae.
AUGUCUGGCCGUGGUAAAGGUGGAAAAUUUCCAGUCGGUCGUAUUCACCGAUUGUUGCGUAAAGGCAACUAUGCCGAACGUGUCGGUGCUGGUGCUCCAGUUUAUUUGGCAGCUGUGAUGGAAUAUUUGGCUGCUGAAGUAUUGGAAUUGGCUGGUAACGCAGCCCGUGACAACAAAGAAGACCAGAAUCAUUCCACGUCACUUACAGUUGGCCAUCCGCAACGACGAAGAAUUGAACAAGCAGUUUUGUUGCCGAAAAAGACCGAAAAGAAGGCUUAA